This is a messenger RNA of Tripterygium wilfordii, 787 nucleotides long. Its product is annotated as MLP-like protein 34. The coding region runs from base 74 to 526 and encodes 150 amino acids. The record is from RefSeq and is a predicted model, not a curated record. The transcript has 2 exons. Gene Ontology annotation, biological process: defense response. Lineage: Eukaryota; Viridiplantae; Streptophyta; Magnoliopsida; Celastrales; Celastraceae.
UUUCAAACCCAUUAGUGCUUAACUUGCAAAUCAAAAUUAUAUCCUUAGUUAGUGACAACCAUACAAUUCAAAAAUGGCUACAAUCGAAAAGUUGGAGACUGAAGUGAAGAUCAACUCUCCUGCAGAAAGCUUCUUUCAGGCAUAUAGAGAAAAGGCACAUCUUAUUCCAAAGAGCGCUCGUGAUAACAUUCAUUACGUUGCUGCUCAUGAAGGUGACUUGAAGAGCCAUGGCUCUAUCAAGGAGUGGCACUACAGCACAGAUGGAAAGAUUGAGGCACUGAAGGGAAGGAUUGAAGUGGAUGAAGAGAACCUGACUAUAACUUCAGUGGCAAUGGAAGGGGAUGUCUUCAAGCACUACAAAAGCUUUAAAACAAUCCUUCAAGUUAUUCCAAAAGACGAGGGGGGUUUGGUUAAGUGGACAUGGGAAUACGAGAAGUCGGAUGAGAAUGCCCCUGCUCCGAACAAGUUCAUAACCAUAGCGGGGAAUAUCACCAAGGAUAUUGAUUCACACAUCUUCCCUGAGUAAACAUAAUUAAUCCAGUCUAUAUGUGAGUGUGUGUGUGUUUUUACGUAAGCCCUACUGUUGGCUGCUCUAUGUAGCCUAACUAGUAGUACGUACCAUGUCUUGUCAACUUUGUGGGUAAUUAAGUUGUGUUUAUUUGAUAAUUUGUGUGCUAGCUACAAGCUAGGGCCAUUGUCGACCUAAUAAGCUACUGUGAUAUACAGGUCAAUGAUUAUGACUAUUUGUACUAAAACGAAGUAUCUAUAUAGUUUAUGUGUUUUGUCA